Molecule: messenger RNA, 825 nt
Organism: Kalmanozyma brasiliensis GHG001
Lineage: Eukaryota; Fungi; Basidiomycota; Ustilaginomycetes; Ustilaginales
Product: Methyltransferase domain protein
Exons: 2
Coding region: 1-825 (274 amino acids)
Source: RefSeq, a predicted model, not a curated record
AUGUCUUCGCAAGCAUACCAUCGAUCCGACGACGCCGAUGUCUACCGCAAGAAUGCGUCUUUCGUCUACUCUGACGAGUACUCGGCGCCCGUUCUGAAGCUGCUUGACCCGGAACCGGGAGACAAGAUCCUCGACUUGGGAUGCGGUAGCGGCGAGCUGACCUGCAAAUUAGCCUCUGCCGUUGGCCCACGCGGACUCGUCUUUGGUCAGGACGCCAGCGAGGACAUGAUCAAGAAAGCAAACGCAUCCAUAGACGUCGACGCCGACGGUACUCCCAAGUUCGAAGUGCGAGACGCACAGGACCCGAUCGCGCAAGGGCAGCGAGGACAAUUCGACAAGGUGUUCAGCAACGCCGCGCUACACUGGAUGAAACGCUCGCCUUCCUCUGUCGUUCAGAAUGUUUACUCCAGCCUUCGACCAGGCGGUUCGUUCGCUGCCGAGAUGGGCGGGUUCAUGAACUGCGUCGGUGUCCGAUCCCAUCUGCACCUCGCUCUGAGCAGACGCGGCGUCGAUCCAGCACCUCUGGAUCCGUGGUUCUUUCCCACCGCUGCCGAGUACACCAAGUUGCUUCAAGAAGCCGGAUUCACAGUGGAGACCUGCGAGCUUGUGCCGAGACUCACACCACUACCGAAGGAGAGCGGGCUGAAGGGCUGGCUGAGCACCUUUGCAGGUCCGUUCCUCAACGCAUUCGACAGUCAAGAGGAGCGAGAAGAAGUCGUAGCCGAAGUCGAGGAUGCGCUACGGUCAGACGCAUACGAUGCCAGCACGGGGACCUGGAGUGUCAUGUAUGUCAGGCUGAGGUUCUUGGCCGUCAAACCGAAGUAG